Dioscorea cayenensis subsp. rotundata (Guinea yam) is the source of this 638-nucleotide messenger RNA. RefSeq lists its product as uncharacterized. The transcript has 2 exons. The coding region runs from base 128 to 583 and encodes 151 amino acids. The record is from RefSeq and is a predicted model, not a curated record. Lineage: Eukaryota; Viridiplantae; Streptophyta; Magnoliopsida; Dioscoreales; Dioscoreaceae.
CACUUCUAAACCAUCCUGAUUAUCCACAUAUGUAACCAAGUUUGCAAUGAUGAGCUCAUGUCUCAUCAACCCCGAAAGGAUGAAAAUGACUAUAUAAUAACCGUGAAAGAUAAACUUGCUUUGGUUAAUGUCACUGCCAGUGAUGAUUUUAUUUCCAAAGAAGCAGGGAUUGAAGCCAUGCAGGUGGUUCCUGUUUCAUACUCUUAGUCAACAACAUGGCCAGCUUCGUUGCCCAUACGUCAUUCACCAGGGGACAGGAGAAGCAUACGACUUAGUUACCACCACAGAGGCCGAGGAGCACCGAGUGAAGAGUGGAUUUCUUCUGGAUAUUAUAAUUAGCAAGGGUGUGGCCACCCUCCAAUUACUUCCCAGCGAAGAUGAGGCACUGCGAGUUUGGAGAGAUGCCUUCCUUGUCUUGGGUCUUCGCCAUGGCCGAGGAGGAGGAGAUGAUGGAAUCGCACGAAAGACUUGGCCUUUCUGGGCACAGUGUGUCUCGAUAGUCAAUGACAAUCCCUUCAUAUCGGAUCGGGUUUCAACCCUUUGUGACAAAAUAUCCGACCCGUUAUCUUCAUCAGCUUCUUAACGGGUCAGAUCAUUUUUCAUUCCAUGUCCAAACCCGUUAAACUUGUAACUUUUUA